Molecule: messenger RNA, 803 nt
Organism: Pieris brassicae (large cabbage white)
Lineage: Eukaryota; Metazoa; Arthropoda; Insecta; Lepidoptera; Pieridae
Product: predicted GPI-anchored protein 58
Exons: 5
Coding region: 46-786 (246 amino acids)
Source: RefSeq, a predicted model, not a curated record
UUUGACCCUAAGCAGCCGCUGUGACCAGUAACAUUUCAAUUUAAAAUGGCGGCUCGCGUGUUAUCGACGAUAGGUGCAGUACUUGUACUUCAGUGUUGUGUAAUGUCCUUAGCAAUUCCAGUAGAACCAGAGCUCGCUGCUGUAAGAGAAUCAAAAGAAAACUCAAGCAUAGCCUCUUCUACUACACCGUCCGUUAAACCAGAAGGGGGUUCACCUAUCCCUCCACCCGUUAAACCAGAAGGGGGUUCACCUAUCCCUUCACCCAUUGAAAUAGAAGCGACUCCAGCUACCCGGCCACACGUUAAAUCAGAAGGGGGUUCAUCUCCCCCCCCACCCGUUAAACUAGAAGGGGGUUCACCUAUCCCUCCACCCGUUAAAUCAGAAGGGGCUUCAUCAACUGCACCGGCCGUUAAACCAGAAGAGGCUUCAUCAACUGCACCGGCCGUUAAACCAGAAGGGGGUUCAUCAACUCCACCGGCCGUUAAACCAGAAGGGGCUUCAUCAACUGCACCGGCCGUUAAACCAGAAGGGGGUUCAUCAACUCCACCAGCCGUUAAACCAGAAGGGAGUUCCUCUUCCCCGCCACCAGUAAACCCCGAGGGAGGUUCAUCUGAGCUGCCACACGUAGUACCAUCAUCAACAGUACCUCCAAUGUCUCCUACUACGAUGCCACGAGCGUCAUCAAAGCUGUCUCCAGGCGCAACUGCAGGAAUAGUGAUUGGAAGUGUGGCAGGAGCUGGAAUUCUUAUUUUUGUGGGGAAGAUGGCCUACAAGAAAUACUGUUAAUAUAUGUUACUAGUUUA